AUGUCCAACUUUGAAAAAGAAACAAAAUCAACCAACAACACGAAUUUAUCGGAAGAAGCAAUACGAACGCCUCGACGUCGAGAGAUUUUCAUGAACAAUAACAGUGAUCAUCAUAGUAACAAUGAUAGUAAUAACAAUCAUAAUCAAACGAGCAUGGCUAUAACGCAAGAGGAUCAUCGGAUGCAAUCAUCCUUCAUUGAAGAAGAAAUUAAUUUUGAUGAGAAUCAUGAUGAAACGCGAGCAUCUUCACCAACGCUUUCCGAAAAUGACGAUACAAAUAGCAUUAUUAUUGAUGAGAGUGGAGAUGUUAAUUUAGAUGAAUCAUCGGAUGAUGAGAAUUCCAUGAUGAUUGACCAUGAAUUAUUAUUACCAAAUGAGAGCAAUCAUCAAAAUAAUAAUAAUAAUUUGACUUCGGAUUCUCGUCAUGAUGAUCCACACGUCACGAUACAUAUAAAACAAGAAGUACAAGAAGAAAUUGAUUUAAAUGAAGAGAGUGUUGCUACUACUCCUCUGCAAAAUGCAAACACAACUGAAUCAAUUUCAAAUCACGACAACACAAUUACAACUCAUCACAAUGAAGAAGAAGAAGAAGAGAUUGACUUGGGAGUAGUUGAAGAAAUAUCAGCUAUCAAGUCCUCUCCUGUGUUGGACACACCAUUUUCGCCACGAUCCGAUCACGAAACAAGAAAUUCUCGACAAGACAGCAGUGGCUUAACACAACAACCAUCACCAAACUUUUCAGAAAGUAUCAUUAUGGAUGAAGAUAUUAAUUUGGAUGAACCAAUAACAAUCGAUGAGGACAUUAAUUUGGACUCUGAAUAUUCUGAAAAUGAAAAUGCACCACAACAAGACCAAGUUGAAACAUCAAUCAGCAUUAAAGAGGAGACAUUUGAUGAAGAUUUGGAUUUAAACGAGUCUCAGACAGAAUUAACACCACCAAUGGAUAAUAAUAAUGAAAUUGAAGCAAAAUUAACAACAACAACAUCCUUAGAUUUUCAAUCUGAUCAGCAAGACAAGAAUGACAUGAAGGAUGAUAUUGAUCUAAAUAAUGAUCAAUCUUUACAGAAUUCACCUCUUCUUCAAAGUUCAAAUACUUGUGCACAAGAUGCUGACACAACUCUCAACGAAGACACAGUUUUCGAUGAGACAUGA
Messenger RNA from Naegleria fowleri, 1152 nucleotides. RefSeq lists its product as uncharacterized. NCBI's taxonomy places the organism in Eukaryota, Heterolobosea, Eutetramitea, Acrasida, Naegleriidae. The transcript has a single exon. The coding region runs from base 1 to 1152 and encodes 383 amino acids. The record is from RefSeq and is a predicted model, not a curated record.